AAGAAAAUGGAAGAGACCAUUGCAAGGUUGAAGAAAGAAAGGCUAGAACUAGUUCAAGUUUUGUCUGAAAAGGAGAUAAAAUUUAAAAACAAGAUAACAAAAGCUGAAACAGAUGUGAAAAAUGAGAUUGUUAACACAAACACAGAAUUUAAGAAACUCAGGUCAGAACAUUUGACUUUGGUUGAAAAUUUGAAGGCUCUUAAUAUUGAUCUUGAACAGGCCCAGAAAUUAGGUCAAAACUGUGAACUUUUCAUUAAAUUGAAGUUCAUGAAACAACUUUGUGAAAAACUUCAUCGAAACAUUGAACAAAUUCAACAAGCCUACAUCCAGCACUACAAACUCAAAACCUCCAACAUUCAACCGACAGAACAAUCUAUAGAGAGUGAAACAAGAUUUUUCACAUUUAAAGAAGUGCAUGCAUCAACUGUAGAAAGAAGAGUUGUCUUUAAUUUUGAUAUCAACUCUCACAUUGACCUCAUAUCCUCUUUACUUGUCUUAUCUGAACAUACACUUCUAAUAUUAAAUUGGAAAGAGUGUAGCCUUGUCAUAUACAAACUAGAAAUGUCACAGGCAAAUUGCAUGGAUGACAUAAAAUUUGAAACAAGUCCAUCAUGUAUUGCAAAAGUUUCAGAUUACAAAGUUGCUGUAACAUUUCGGGAUAAAAGAAUGAUCAGAAUGAUAACAUUUUCAGAAGAUAUGAAAGUUUUAGAUAUCACUGAUAUACCAGUAAAUGGUACCUGCACUGGUGUUGCCUAUAGGAAUCCCUAUCUUGUAGUUUCAUAUUGGGAUCCAGCUGUUGUUAAGAUUCUAAGUAUGUCAGGUGAAGUAGUGAAAACAUUUGACAAAGAUGAUGAUGGUCAGAAGCUGUUUAUUAAACCUUGUUGCUUGAUUGUCAGCCCUGACAAUACUAUGAUAUAUGUUUCUGAUCACGACAAACACACUGUGACUUGUUUGAACUAUGAUGGUAAGGUGAAGGCUGUCUACAAGGAUGAUCAAUUGAGAACACCUCGUCAGCUUGCUGUUGAUGAAUACGGAUCAGUAUAUGUGUGUGGUUUACACUCUGUAAACAUCCAUCAAUUAUCAAGUGACCUCACUAGAGUGAAGAUCUUGGUAGAUAUAAGUCAUGGAUUAGAUCCACCCUGGAGUGUUGCAUACUGCCAAAAUACCAAAAGAUUGUUUGUGGGAAUGUCAAACAAAAUUAAAGUUUUCCAUGUGUUACUAGAAUAAACAAUAACAAAUAUUACAACUCAUUAUGACACAUCAACAAGCAGUCAUCCUACUGCACAUGUUGCAGUAGAAUAAGGGUCGUAAUCGUAAACACUUGACUUAACUAUAGCACAUAUAAUUUUAGUUAAUAAGAAUUAAUUUUAGCUUGAUUGUGAAGGAGUCUAUAAGGUAUUAUUCUUGAAUCUAUUCCUGAAACCAAACCAGUGAUAAGUAACAAAUCAUAAGUUUGUGCUAAAGGAAACAAAGGCUUGCCACUGACAGAGUUAAAACCCAUGAGGCCUACCAAUUCAACAUGAUAACCCCUUGCCCAAAUGGCAAUGUGGAAUCUUGAAAUUUCAUCAUAUUCAACAGAAGUAUAAUUUUACUGUUUGGUUUGUUUUGUUUGUUUAUUUGUUUGGGUUCAACAGCAACACUGACACACUACUGGUUACACCAUACCGUUUUUGUUAGGUGUAUUCUAUCAUGUUUGCUGCAUAUAUAAUGCAUACACUUUACUGUAUAAAGUGACAAUAAAUACUUAAAUAGUGAACAA
Molecule: messenger RNA, 1759 nt
Organism: Ruditapes philippinarum (Manila clam)
Lineage: Eukaryota; Metazoa; Mollusca; Bivalvia; Venerida; Veneridae
Exons: 1
Coding region: 7-1227 (406 amino acids)
Source: RefSeq, a predicted model, not a curated record